AUGUUAUAUCAAUCGGGAAAAUUAAUAUGUAUUGGGACUAAUUCAGUUGAUAACGGUAGAAUAGCCAUAAGAAGAUUUGCGCGUAUGAUUCAAAAGCUCGGUUUUGAUGUCCAACUAAACAAUGUUACGGUAACUAAUAUGGUGGCUACUUUUGCACUUAACCGAUCAAUAAAUCUGGCGGACUAUGGAUCAUUUAUUGGUAUUCGGGCCUAUUAUCAACCUCAGAGGUUUCCAUUAUUGAUCAUUAACUACGGUGACAAGAAAAAAGCAAACAUCUCCCGUACGGUUAUACUUAAAUAUUUGCAGACAUUAAGUGCCAUUAAAGGCAAAACACUGAUUGAAUCUCAAUCUCAAUACUAG
This is a messenger RNA of Oppia nitens, 360 nucleotides long. RefSeq names its product TATA-box-binding protein-like 1. Bases 1 to 360 code for a protein of 119 amino acids. The transcript is spliced from 2 exons. Lineage: Eukaryota; Metazoa; Arthropoda; Arachnida; Sarcoptiformes; Oppiidae. The record is from RefSeq and is a predicted model, not a curated record. Gene Ontology annotation, biological process: DNA-templated transcription initiation. Gene Ontology annotation, molecular function: RNA polymerase II general transcription initiation factor activity; DNA binding.